GAAGAGGAAGUGGACAGUAGAGUGUACUGCAUCUGCCAAACACUUUACGACGAUGAAAAGAUCAUGGUUGCGUGCGACAAGUGCGACGAAUGGUAUCACACCGAAUGCGUGCAGUUGAGUGAGCAAGUUGUGGAGCUAGUGGAUAAAUUCUAUUGUCCCAAGUGC
Messenger RNA from Cantharellus anzutake, 165 nucleotides. RefSeq lists its product as uncharacterized. The transcript has 2 exons. The annotation marks the transcript as partial. Gene Ontology annotation, cellular component: Set1C/COMPASS complex. The record is from RefSeq and is a predicted model, not a curated record. Lineage: Eukaryota; Fungi; Basidiomycota; Agaricomycetes; Cantharellales; Hydnaceae.